AUGACACUCUUCAAAUCUCUAAAGGAAAAAUUUGAGAAAAAGGACUUUACCACAGAUGUUAUUCUAAGUGACGCGUUGAACGUAGAUAAGAGAACUAUCUUUAGAAACAGAGUUAAUUACGGUGUAAAUCUAGGCUCUUUAUUUGUUCUAGAGUCCUGGAUCUAUGACGACCUAUUCAACGAAGUUGGAGGUGGUAAUACCGAAUUCGAUGCCGUAUCUAAAUGUGCUACAAAGUUUGGUACUAAUGGUGCUGCAGACAGAUUAAGACAACACUAUCAAAGUUAUUUACAAAAGAUUGAUUGGAAUUUUCUACGUAAUAAUGCAAAUAUUACUUCUAUGAGAGUACCAAUUGGUUACUGGCAUGUCAAUAAUGGGUCAUUUUUAAAUGGAUUGCCUUUCCAACCAGUGGCAGGAGUCUACGCUAAUGCCAAACCUUGGGAUUAUCUUAAACAAUUGAUUAGUACCGCCUCCAAGUAUAAUAUUAGUAUUCUUAUAGAUGUUCAUGGCUUACCAGGUGGUGCAAAUAGUGAAGCUCACAGUGGUAUAAUUCAAAAUCCGGCUGUAUUCUUUAAGACUUCCAAAUAUGUUAGUAAGAUGUGUGAUGAGAUUCUUCCAUUUAUUGCUAGAGAUAUAUGUGUCCCAUACGAAAAUAUUGCAGGUUUACAAAUUGUAAAUGAGACUUACUUUGAUAACAGUGCAAAUGAUAUUAAAUCCUAUUAUUCUCGUGCUGUUAGUAGCAUCUCUAAGAUUGAUAAUAAUUUACCAGUUAUUAUUUCAGAUGGUUGGUGGCCUCAACAAUGGUCAGAUUGGGUCUCAGCUAACAAUCUAGUGAAUAAUGUUGUAAUCGACUCACACGUAUAUCGAUGUUUCUCAAAUGAGGAUAAAAGCAAAGAUGCAGGGACUAUCAUAAAUCAAUUACCACAGACAGUAUCACUUGAUAAAGGGAAAGCUGAUUUUGUUGUAGGUGAGUUCUCAUGCGUUUUAGAUGAAGAGACUUGGAAACGUACAAAUGGUAAUCGUAGUGUAUUUAUUUCAAAUUUUGGUACUAUGCAAACAAACAUUUUCCCCAAGAUGGCAAGUUUUGGUUGGUAUUUUUGGACUUUACAAUUCAAAUGGGGUGAUGGUGGUGAAUGGGGAUUUAUACCACAAGUCUCAAAGAAAAAUUUACAAUUGAGAUCAAAAACAGUCAAAUCUAUUGAUCAAAAUACAGUUAGUAGAAUUAUUGCAGAACAUAUCCAAUAUUGGAAUGGAAAAGGUGAUAAGUUUGAACAUUGGAGGUUUGAAGAUGCUAUAAGGCAGGCUGUUAAUGAUAUUCAAGGGUUCAAUGGUUUAGAUAAUUCAAGAAUUGGUAGAUGGAAAUCUUGGACUGCAAGAAGAAGGAGAGAAUAUGUGGCUGCUAAAGGUGAUAGCAGUUUUAUGUGGGAAUGGGACCAAGGAUAUCAACGUGGCUUAGAUGAAUUCAAUAAAUAG
Messenger RNA from Maudiozyma saulgeensis, 1470 nucleotides. NCBI's taxonomy places the organism in Eukaryota, Fungi, Ascomycota, Saccharomycetes, Saccharomycetales, Saccharomycetaceae. The record is from the annotation of a GenBank genome assembly.